Messenger RNA from Oreochromis aureus, 1601 nucleotides. Its product is annotated as signal-regulatory protein beta-2-like. NCBI's taxonomy places the organism in Eukaryota, Metazoa, Chordata, Actinopteri, Cichliformes, Cichlidae. The transcript has 6 exons. The coding region runs from base 25 to 1038 and encodes 337 amino acids. The record is from RefSeq and is a predicted model, not a curated record. Gene Ontology annotation, biological process: response to bacterium.
UCCGUAACACAAGACCUUUACAAGAUGAUCAGAUUAUGGAUUGCACUGCUUUUUGUUAAUCGAGGAUCUGCAUUCGUUCCAGUAACUACAGCUCAGCUCGGGGGACCUAUAACCUUCACAUGUGUUCUACCCAAGACUGAGACUGGCCGCAGAGACAUCCACUGGUAUAAGCAGAGUCCUGGAGACACUCUGAAAAUAAUAUGGACACUAAAGGAAUCUGCAACACCUAGGUUUGCACCUGAAUUUGAUAAGUCAAGAUGGAAAGCUAAUUAUGAUAAAAAUGUUAGCAACCUGACGAUUUUGAGAACAAAUCAAGAGGAUGAGGGAAUCUAUCACUGUGGGUUCACAGAGUGGCUCCAAGAUACUACAUGGACUGGGACAUAUUUGUUAGUAAAAGGAAACACCCAGAGGAUAUCAAACUAUACCGUUGUUCAGGAGAAGACCAUCCAUCUAGGAGACUCAGUGACUCUCCAAUGUUCAGUUCUCUCCGUCUCAGUUAACAAGACAUGUCCAGGGGGUCUUGAGGUAUUCUGGUUCAAAGAAGGAUCACAUAGAUCUCAUCCUAGUAUUAUCUAUACUGAUGGAAACGGACAUCAUGAAUGUGAGAAAAGAUCAGAGACUGAAAAAAGCUGUGCGUAUCGCUUCUCUAAGAACGUCAGCUCCUCUGAUGCUGGGACUUACUACUGUGCUGUGGCCACAUGUGGGGAGAUAUUAUAUGGAAAAGGAACUAAACUGGACAUUCAAGGGUGCAGCGUGUGGUCACAGAGUGCCAGUACAGUUAUUUUUCUGCUGUGUCCUGUCUUGGUUCUGAUUGUUAUUGCUGUCCUCGCUUACACAAUCAAGAAAACCAACAGUGAUCAUUGCAAAGCUGCUGUCCUGGAGAAAAACUUUGGUGAUUUGAAAAGCCAACAGAAAAAAGACACAUUGAUGUUUUCUGCUGUUGUGUUUACGAUGAUGAAGGCUGACAAAUAUAAAAGACAGGAUGCAGUGAAGCAGCAGCGGAUCUACAUGGCUGUCAAGGCUUUUGGACUGGAUUAGAUCUGUUUACCACCCCAUCAUCCCUUUAUGUGAUAUAACAUUGUGGAUAUUUGCUUAAAGCUAAUGGGCUAUAAUGUGUUGUUGUUCUAUACCUCUAUCUAUAAAAAUGUGACCACAUGCAUACUGCAACAUUUCUAGUGCAGUCUUAUGACGAGUUUUUAUUUCUUUUUUCUCACUUCAUUUAACUCUAUAUUGAAACCAGUACUUAAAAAAUCAGUGCAAAACUGACAUUACUGAAGCUGAUUACACCAUGACUGAAAAGUCAAAGUAGUUAAAGUGCAUACCACAUGGAUGCUUGCAUCGUUCCCCUGCUGUCUUCCCAUUCUGUUAAAAAUAAAAAGUGACUGGAAAAUGUGAGUUCAACCGGAAAACCUGAUAUGUUUGAAUUUAUGUUAUUAACAUCAGGUAAAGUGAAACUAGUGCAAAGUUGUAAUGUUAUGCUUUUCUUUAACAAUAUAUUCCAACAUGGUUGUAAGAUUUUGAAAAAUGUAAGAAAUUUCUUAGCCAGGAGUGCUGGCUUUGAUUUUUUCACUGAAUUGUUCAUUUUCCAGGGUGAAAUGAUU